AGACCAGCGAAGGGACCAGCAUGUGCAAAACACUAUAGUUUUAUACUGUUGUAAAAUAGCAAGAGCUUAUUAUCCCCAUGACUGAGGGGACAGAGGUAGCAAUGACACAGAGUUGAGUGGCUAAAUUGCUCUGGGCUUCAAAGGCCAUGGUUAAGACCUGGCUUUUGAUCUGAGAUGGGAAGCUUGAGCAGAGGACUAACAUGGCUUACUCUUCAGAGGAUCAUUCUGACUGCCGGAACCUGGAGUAUGUGGAGCAAAUAUGGAAACCUCCAAGGUGUGGAUCUUCUUGUGCGUUGGAUUCCUGGGGCUGUGUUCAGUGCUGAUAGGAAGCUGCAUACUCUUUCUGCAUUGGAAGAAGAACUUGCAAAGAGAAGAACGUGCCCAGCAGUGGGUGGAAGUGAUGAGAGCUGCCAUAUUCACCUACAGCCCACUCUUUUACUGGAUAAAUAAGCGGCGUUACCAUGGCAUGAAUGUGGCCAUUAACACAGGCCCUCCCCCUGCUGUCACCAAGACUGAGCCGGAAGUUCAGAAUCCAGAUUCUUUGUGGGAGUUGGAUAUCUCUGAAGGCAGGAACUACAUUGUGCAAGACAGCAGCCUCAGAGGUGAAGCCUCUGAUCUUUUGCAACAUGUUUUGGGAGUUCCAAAGCAGCCCCUGUCUUCAACAGUGCCACAGCCUCGAACUGACUCCCCAUUCCCACUUCCCAUCUUUCAGGAGGUGCCCUUUGCCCUAUCCCUCUGCCAUCUGCCUCCCAUGUUGAACCACUCUGUCUCCUACCCUUUGGCCAACAGCCCUGAAAGGAACGUUCAUUUCUGUUCCCUCCCAAUACUGGCCCAUAGAACAAACUGCUUUAAUGCCAAGCCUUUUGCUUCAGAGCUGUAGUUUCCUCCUAUUGAGGGUGGGAGCUUUAAGUACCAAAGGCUCCCUUUGGUAGAAAACAGAGAUAACCUCAAGGAGUUGGUACUGACAAAGAGGUCAGAGCCACCUGGUGAGAGGUUUAAAGCCACAGACUUAAAAAAAAAAUAAAGUCCAAGUUUCUUCUCUGUUUCAUUUGCUCCUAGAAGGGCAAUGCCUUUUGUCACAGCCAAUGUGAUGUUGUGCUUUGUAAACCAAGCUGGUUAUAGGUU
Messenger RNA from Arvicanthis niloticus (Nile rat), 1125 nucleotides. RefSeq names its product testis expressed 38 (gene Tex38). NCBI's taxonomy places the organism in Eukaryota, Metazoa, Chordata, Mammalia, Rodentia, Muridae. The record is from RefSeq and is a predicted model, not a curated record.